Scophthalmus maximus (turbot) is the source of this 1449-nucleotide messenger RNA. RefSeq names its product protein FAM181A. The transcript is spliced from 2 exons. Lineage: Eukaryota; Metazoa; Chordata; Actinopteri; Pleuronectiformes; Scophthalmidae. The coding region runs from base 225 to 1010 and encodes 261 amino acids. The record is from RefSeq and is a predicted model, not a curated record.
GGGCCUGGGGUCGCUGAUUGGUUCAAGGAAAGCACCAUAACUACAAGGAGUUUAUAUUCAUUCAACUUGUUGAAGUGCCCCGACUGCAGCCUGGAGAGAAGCCUUCGCUCGGACUGCAUGUGGCGUCGCGUCUGGAUUCACCCAGAAGUGAUCUCGAUGGUGAGGCCGGAGCUCUAACAUGGACUGAUUCAAAAGUCUUGGCAAAAAAACAAAAAACAAAAAAAAUGGCAAAUGCAGACAGUGAGGUCAAAACGCUGCUGAAUUUUGUAAAUUUGGCAUCCAGUGACAUCAAGGCGGCUCUGGACAAGUCGGCUCCGUGCAGGCGCUCCGUGGAUCACAGGAAAUACCUGCAGAAACAGCUGAAGCGCUUCUCCCAGAGGUACUCCAGGGGGCCACGGUGCCACACGCACAGGCCCGGGGAGUACGGACGCGGCCGACCGGUGGGCGCUGCUCGCCAGGGUCCGAAGGACGCGGAACAGGCCGGCGGCUCGGAGGCGCGCGGCGGGGACGACGACGGGAGCGCAGUGGAGCAGGUGCCCAUGAGGAAACGCCUGCUGCCCGCCUCAUUUUGGGAGGAACCCAAGUUGACCCCGGCUAAGAGGGAGCGCACGCAUUUGGGACUGAAACGAGGCUCGUCCGCAGGGGCCCCCGAGGGCGGUGACAACGACAAGAGGAAGAGGAGCUGCGGCGACGACGCGAAGGCCGCGCUGUCCGCGGCUGGCCGGCGCAGCUCGGCGGACCGAGAGGCGCUCAAAGUGGACCUGAGCUCGCACCACUGUGUGAGCGUGUGUGGCUGCUGCCCCUUCCAGUACCACGGACACCAGGGCCUGCACAGCCACAUUGUUGUCCCCCAUCCGGCCAUGGCACUGUGGGGCGAGGCAGCAGGGGCCGAGGCGGAGGGGCCCGAGCAUCCUUAUGGACAGAAAAUCCACACACACGUUGUGGUCAAACCCAUACCCACCAAACCCGCCGUCCAGUCGCCGAUCUUCAGCGUGUUUGGAUUCAUUUAAUUAGUCUCACACAAAACAACUACAUGUAAAUAUGACUAAUUGCAAAGAGCCUCUUUCUCGUUUGGAACGUGAGACACUUCGUCGAGCACUUAUUGGAAUUGGCUUCAUUUGUUUUGAUUGCUUAAAUCUAAAGGACUAAAAUGCACUUGCAGUAUAAGUUAAUCAGCUUCACGUUGGUGCCAGCCCGAUGCCAGCAAAUAGCUGACAAUUGACAGUAAGUUAAAAGGUUUCUACUUUUAGGUUUGGACAGAUUAUGACUGUUAAUUCUAAGGUAGGAAGAAGCCAUGCAAAUGAAUGAACACAUCCUGUUUUAGUUUCCUCUUUCAACUAUGAGAAUAGAAUGUGGGGCAUAGAUUGCUUUUUUUGGUUUGUCAAAGUAAUGUUUGAUAGGCAGAUAUGAAACAAUGACUUUUAUUUUUAAAUAAAUGAUUAAACCUCC